UCUACUGUCUAACUGCAGUAUAACCUCGUGUUUCAUUCAUUCUCGAGUCUCGUACAGUCGAGUCACGUGGACUUGACGUUUGUUUUGAACUAUUGUUUUGAAUUGUUUUUGAAUCGUACCCGAAUUAUUUAAUUGUUCAAUUGUCACUUGAAUUUCAUUAUGAAGCCAGGACGUGGAAAAAAAUUCUCUAAAAAGAAGCAAGAAUUUAAACCCAAAAAAAAGAAGGAGAAAUUUAAUUAUCAUACUUCAUCUUAUAUUAAAGACCGCAAGGCUAGAUAUGAAGAAAUUGAAACCCGUCGCAAGAGAAUAGAAGAAAAUAAAGCUAGACAGAAUAGUCGUAAAUCAGCUGUACAAGAAGUAAUGGAAGUAGAAGAAAAUCCAUUGAGUGAUCUUUUAAAAUCAUUUGGUAAUAAAAUUGAUAAUGCAGCUGUUGAUUCUGAUUCUGACAGUUCUGAACCAGUUGAUGAAGGUAGUGAUAAUGAGGAAGAUAUGGAUGAGGGUGAAGAAAAUCAGGGAAAUGAUAGUGUUUCAAAUUCUGAUGAAGAUGAUGAAGAUGCUUAUGAUGUUGGUAAGACAGAAAACAGUUAUACUGAAAAUGAUACUGCAGAUGACGGUGAAAAUGCAAAACAAAUAAAUAUAGUAUUUAAGGAUAAAAAUGAAGAAGAUGAUCAAACGGAACAAGAAGAUGCAGGUCAUGUUUAUGAUCCAUUUUCUAUUCAUUUGAAUCAUGAUCUAGAUUCUAAACUUUAUGAAGUUUUAACUACUACGCCUGUGUCAAAUGAAAUUGGUCGAUUGACAUGGCCAUGCUUAGGAAAUCUCCAAUAUGAAAUACCUAAAACAAAAAAUGAAGAGUCAACAUGCAAAAAAGAAAAAUUGACUCUUUUAAAUAAACAAACAUUUGCUGCUUCAGGUAAACCUCCCAGACUCAUCAGCAAAGUCAAUUGGAAUGAAUUGUAUGUAAAGUCUAUGAUUCAAAAUAACUUAUUAAGAGCUAAUUCUGAUAAUCUACCAGCUAACGUGAAUGAAACAAGCAGCCCUCUGACUCAAUUACAGAAAGAAUUGUUUUCAGUUAUGAAUCAAUAUCAAGAUUUAUUGUACUGUCAAAGAAAUUUUAACAAUGAAUCACAAAUUAGAUAUAUUUAUUGUUUGCAUGCUGUUAAUCACAUCUUAAAAACAAGAACUAAAAUUUUGCAUCAUAAUGCCAAAAUUCAAAAGGCCAAGUUAAGUGAUAUGAGUGAAAUUCCAGAUGAAUAUAGAGAUCAGGGACUAGUUAGACCCAAAAUACUGAUUUUAGUACCGUUCAGACAUUCAUGCUUGAAAAUUGUUGAAUUGUUAAUAUCUAUUUUUAUUGGCGAAGAUAAGGGCGGCUCUGUAAUAAAUAAAUCAAGAUUUAUGCAAGACUUUGGUGGUAAUGAGAUUUCACUGCCAAAAAGAAAUCCUAAGCCUGAAGAUUAUGAACUUACUUUCAAGGGUAAUACAGAUGAUACAUUCAAAAUAGGUAUUUCAAUAACCAAAAAAGCUCUCAAGUUAUAUUCAGACUUUUACUCGUCAGACAUAAUCAUAUCAUCAAUAUUAGGAUUAAGGAUGACCAUAGGAGCUGAAGGUGAAGAAGAUAGAGAUUUUGAUUUUCUCGCAUCAAUUGAAAUGUUAAUAAUGGAUCAAAUGGAAGUGUUUUUGAUGCAAAAUUGGGACCAUCUUAUUCAUGUUUUAGAUCAUUUACAUCUUCAGCCAAAAUCUUCACACAACACAGAUUUUGCACGAGUGAGGAGUUGGUGUGUCAAUGGAUGGAGUAAAUACUACAGGCAAACUCUGAUGUUCUCAAGUCUUAAACUUCCAGAAAUAAACGCAAUAUUCAAUAAGAGGUGUCACAAUUAUGCUGGCAAAGUUAGAGUAGUUAAUCCAGUACUAUCAGGCACAAUUAAUCAAGUCCUUGUACCAUUCCCACAAUACUUUCAACGAUUUGAUGUGCGGAACCACUCCAAAGCUAUUGACACUCGCUUUGAAUUUUUUAUUUCUAAGAUUUUACCAGAGUUCAAAGAAACUAUAAUGAAUCAUACUCUCAUCUUUGUUCCUUCUUAUUUCGACUAUGUGAAGCUUCGAAAUUAUUUCCGCAAAGAAGAGCUAAGUUUUGGUCAAAUUUGUGAUUAUACACCUGAUUCAAAAGUGGCCAGAGCCAGAGAUAUGUUUUUCCACAGUGAAAAACACUUUUUAUUGUACACUGAAAGAUAUCACUUCUUCCGCAGACUAAAAGUCAAGGGUAUACGACAUAUAAUUUUUUAUAGUCCACCAACAUUUCCACACUUUUACAGUGAAAUGUGCAAUCUGAUGCAAGAAGGAUACCUUAAUCCAAAAUCUGGUUCAACAAGCAAUAUGAAAAUAACGACAAUUUACUGUAAGUACGACGCACUGCAAUUGUCUUCUAUUCUGGGCAAUGAAAUGGCUGGAAAAAUUAUCAACGCUAACAAGGCAUCUAAAAUGUUCAUGUCAGAAAGGAUAUAGAAUUGAAUCUUGAAUAAGGUCAACUGUAAAUAAUUUUGAAAAAAAAGAAAAAGAAAAUAAACUUACAA
Trichogramma pretiosum is the source of this 2567-nucleotide messenger RNA. RefSeq names its product digestive organ expansion factor homolog. The transcript has 2 exons. The coding region runs from base 160 to 2499 and encodes 779 amino acids. Gene Ontology annotation, molecular function: rRNA binding; U3 snoRNA binding. The record is from RefSeq and is a predicted model, not a curated record. Lineage: Eukaryota; Metazoa; Arthropoda; Insecta; Hymenoptera; Trichogrammatidae. Gene Ontology annotation, biological process: maturation of SSU-rRNA from tricistronic rRNA transcript (SSU-rRNA, 5.8S rRNA, LSU-rRNA). Gene Ontology annotation, cellular component: nucleolus; small-subunit processome.